GAACUCCACGAUGCAACUCUGCGGCAAAAUCUGUGCAAUUAAAGUUUUUUUGUGAAUAGACGCCAAAUAUUUUUUAAUUGUAUUCAGUAAAGCAAAAUUCAUUUAUUUUAUUAAAAAUAAUGGUGCGCACAGUUAAAGAAACUGGGUUUGUUGUUGAGAAGAUUGUGGACAAGCGGAUAACACCAGAAGGAAAAGUUGAAUAUUUUAUUAAAUGGCGCGGAUAUCCCAGUGGCGAAAAUACUUGGGAGCCCGAAGAGAACUGCGAUUGUCCGGCUUUGAUACAAAAAUUUGAGGAAUCGCGAGCAAAAUCAAAGAAACGUGGAGAAAAGAAACCUAAAGUUGAAGAAAUUCAAAAGCCGCGUGGUUAUGAACGUGGACUUGCUAUGGAGCAAAUUGUUGGGGCAACUGAUGAAACCGGUGACGUAUCAUACUUAAUCAAAUGGCAAUUUUGCGAUGAGCUCGAUUUGGUAGCAGGCGAGGAAGUGCGUCAAAAGAACCCCGAAUUCGUAAUUGACUUUUUUGAGAGACGAUCACCCUUCCAGCGUGUCAUAAACGAGCGCUUGCUUGGUGUGCCGGACGAACUACGCGUAAUGAAUAUGAAUGAGAUGCAAGUAACGGGCGUGAACGCUGAUCAAAUUACUACUAGCGCUUCAGUUGGUGGUGAUGAUGGAACUAGUGCUGGAGCUGGUGAUGUUAUGCAGCAAAUUGCUAAUGACGAUACUGGCAAUGUUGAUAGUGCUGCAGUGUCGUAUUCUAUUCCUGUACCAGGAGUUGGCAACAUAGCCAUUGAUGUACCGAUAUUAGAUAGUUCAGCAAUGUAAUAAAGCUUAUUCCUUUUAUAUACCCCAUUAUUUAAAAAAAAAAAUUUAGAAAUGAUAAUAAACUUAGAUUAAAAAUCAAACACUUUUUAUAUA
Molecule: messenger RNA, 914 nt
Organism: Anastrepha ludens (Mexican fruit fly)
Lineage: Eukaryota; Metazoa; Arthropoda; Insecta; Diptera; Tephritidae
Gene: HP1c
Product: chromobox protein homolog 3
Exons: 2
Coding region: 120-821 (233 amino acids)
Biological process (GO): chromatin organization; negative regulation of transcription by RNA polymerase II
Cellular component (GO): nucleus; pericentric heterochromatin
Molecular function (GO): chromatin binding
Source: RefSeq, a predicted model, not a curated record